This is a messenger RNA of Nycticebus coucang (slow loris), 1965 nucleotides long. It is a transcript of the gene SLC2A9, whose product is annotated as solute carrier family 2 member 9. Gene Ontology annotation, cellular component: membrane. Bases 269 to 1855 code for a protein of 528 amino acids. Gene Ontology annotation, molecular function: hexose transmembrane transporter activity. The record is from RefSeq and is a predicted model, not a curated record. The transcript is spliced from 14 exons. Gene Ontology annotation, biological process: monosaccharide transmembrane transport. NCBI's taxonomy places the organism in Eukaryota, Metazoa, Chordata, Mammalia, Primates, Lorisidae.
UUGAAGAAAAUUUCAACAGUGACUGAGACGCUUAUAGAGCUGCUGGAAUGAGGGAUUUGGAAACUGAGAAAUUUGAAAUCAACUUUACAAGGUUCUGGUGAAGAUGAAAUGAGAUCGUGCACAUAAGUUGCUGACGGACUCCACGUGGCCACGUGACACAGACUAUCAUUGUUCCUGCAGCUUGGCCUGGGCCUGCGGUCGACGCAGCUGAGUCCUCCCACCUUCUCGAAAAACAACAACAAAAGUCGAAAACUCUGAAAAAUAAACCAUGAAGCUCAGUGAAAAGGACCCAACAGAAGAUAAAGAAAGAGAUUCAUCGAGAAACAAAUCGCACUGGUCCUGCUCCCUGCUCGUGGCCUCCUUAGCGGGCGCCUUCGGCUCAUCUUUCCUCUACGGCUACAACCUCUCGGUGGUCAACGCGCCCGCCCCGUACAUCAAGGCCUUUUACAAUGAAUCGUGGCAAAGACGGCAUGGACACCCGAUGGACCCGGACACCCUAACUCUGCUGUGGUCUGUGACCGUAUCCAUAUUUGCCAUCGGUGGACUUGUGGGGACGCUAAUGGUGAAGAUGAUCGGAAAGGUUCUUGGGAGGAAGUACACUCUGCUGGCUAACAAUGGCUUUGCGAUUUCUGCCGCCUUGCUGAUGGCCUGUUCUCUGCAGGCAGGAGCCUUUGAGAUGCUCAUCGUGGGACGCUUGCUCAUGGGCAUAGAUGGAGGCAUUGCCCUCAGCGCACUGCCCAUGUACCUCAAUGAGAUCUCUCCCAAGGAGAUCCGUGGCUCCCUGGGGCAGGUGACAGCCAUCUUCAUCUGCAUUGGCGUGUUCACGGGGCAGGUGCUGGGUCUGCCAGAGCUGCUGGGGAAGGAGAGCACCUGGCCAUACCUGUUUGGCGUGAUCACCGUCCCUGCCUUCGUACAGCUGGUGAGCCUGCCCUUUCUCCCUGACAGCCCACGCUACCUGCUCUUUGAGAAGCAUGACGAGGCCGGAGCCGUCAAAGCCUUCCAGACGUUCCUGGGCAAAGCAGACAUCUCCCGGGAGAUGGAGGCAGUCCUAGCUGAGAGCCGUGUACACAGGAACCUCCGCCUGGUGCCCAUCCUCGAGCUGCUGAGGGCGCCAUUCGUCCGCUGGCAGGUCAUUACUGUGAUUGUCACCAUGGCCUGCUACCAGCUCUGCGGCCUCAAUGCGAUCUGGUUUUAUACCAACAGCAUCUUUGGAAAUGCUGGGAUUCCUCCGGCAAAGAUCCCGUACAUCACCUUGAGUACAGGGGGGAUUGAGACCCUGGCUGCCGUCUUCUCUGGCUUGGUCAUUGAGCGCCUGGGACGAAGACCCCUCCUCAUUGGUGGCUUUGGGCUGAUGGCCAUCUUCUUUGGGACUCUGACCAUCACGCUGAUACUGCAGGACCAAGCACCCUGGGUCCCUUAUCUGAGUAUCCUGUGCAUUCUGGCCAUCAUUGCUUCCUUCUGCAUCGGGCCAGGUGGCAUCCCCUUCAUCCUGACCGGCGAGUUCUUCCAGCAGGCACAGCAUCCGGCCGCUUUCCUCAUUGCAGGCACUGUCAACUGGCUCUCCAACUUCGCCGUGGGGCUCCUCUUCCCUUUCAUUCAGAAAAGUCUGGACACCUACUGUUUCCUCGUCUUCGCGACAAUUUGUAUCACGGGUGCUAUCUACCUUUAUUUUGUCCUGCCUGAGACCAAAAACAAAACUCACGCAGAAAUCAGCCAAGCGUUUGCCAAAAGAAACAAAGCACACCCACCAGAGGAAAAAACCGACUCGGCGGUUACGGAUGAUAAGAUGAAUGGAAGGCCGGAGCCAGAAUUCUCCUUCACAUUGGACAAUCAUAGCCCAAACAAGGUCAUCUAAUGGGUGACAUCACCACCUCAGUAAACCAAAGUUUCCCCAUUUUCAAGAGGCUUAAACUGAUUGAAGCCAGUUUUAUAUUAUUAAGUAUUUAAAAGUAAACGUGUGCCAAU